AUGACGCUUUCUUUGAUGCUUUGUGCGUGCCGCAGCAGCAUUACACGCCUCCCGGGACUAUGCAGCAGCGGCACGUCACUUGCUACCAAGAGUCCCUGGAACCGAUACGGGUCUGUUUUCUAUUUCUCGAAAAAAAGCGGCAACCUUGAGUCGCCCGCGGCAGAGUCAAGCGCUAGUGCUUCCGAUGGACCCGCAGUAUCCAAAGCAUCCCACGAUGCGGUAGCUGAACUGGCUACCGCACGUGUUUUCGGGCAAGAAUGGACACAAAGUACGCGAGGCAUGCGACCGAGCACGAAUGCACGAGCGUGGAAGGCUUCUGAGCUACGACUAAAGUCCACGGAUGAUCUGCAUCGAUUGUGGUUCGUGAUGAUGAAAGAAAAGCUGGCCCUGCUGAGCGAACGAGAUUUUUGCCGUCGAAAUCAGCUCCUUUGGAAAGGCUCGAGUGAUUUGUGGAAACUCCGCAAAGGCAUGGCGCGUCUCAAGACCGUCGUUGGGGAGCGCAUUCGUCAAAAGCAGGCUGAGCAGCGUGAGAGAAAAUGGACGGAGUAG
This is a messenger RNA of Cyanidioschyzon merolae strain 10D, 549 nucleotides long. RefSeq lists its product as hypothetical. The record is from RefSeq and is a predicted model, not a curated record. The transcript has a single exon. Gene Ontology annotation, molecular function: structural constituent of ribosome. Gene Ontology annotation, cellular component: mitochondrial ribosome; mitochondrial large ribosomal subunit. Bases 1 to 549 code for a protein of 182 amino acids. Gene Ontology annotation, biological process: mitochondrial translation. NCBI's taxonomy places the organism in Eukaryota, Rhodophyta, Bangiophyceae, Cyanidiales, Cyanidiaceae.